Messenger RNA from Metarhizium robertsii ARSEF 23, 747 nucleotides. Its product is annotated as BTB/POZ fold domain containing protein. Bases 1 to 747 code for a protein of 248 amino acids. Gene Ontology annotation, molecular function: protein binding. NCBI's taxonomy places the organism in Eukaryota, Fungi, Ascomycota, Sordariomycetes, Hypocreales, Clavicipitaceae. The transcript is spliced from 3 exons. The record is from RefSeq and is a predicted model, not a curated record.
AUGGAUCAACACGACGCACACUGCGAACUCAGGCGCCAGAUUUCAGCACCUCUCAAGUCGGGGGAAUUCUCCGACCUCACGUUCCUAUGCGAAGGUCAACGAAUUCCUGCACACAGGAUUAUAGUGUGUCCGCAGUCUCCAGUUAUCCAGGCCGCAUGUACUGGUUCUUAUAAAGAGCAGGAAACGGGCGUGUACGAGAUCAAAGACGUUUCAUUCGACGUUGUCCGACAAAUGGUAGAGUACUUGUACACAGGUCGAUACCAAGUGCCCUCGUCUCAAGACUCCGAUGACAAGAAGCAAAAUGCCGUUUUGCCUCUGGUAUUUCAUGCAAGAAUGGUUGAUGUCGCAGAUACAUACAUCAUCAAGGGCCUGAAAUCGUUAUCCAUGGCCAACUUUAAGAAAUCUGCCCGGCGGGACCCGGAUGACUGCGCGUUCUUGCGAUCCAUAGUCGACAUCUACUCUUUGCAAUGCGAGUCCAGCCAAGUACUUCGAGAUAUAGUGGUUGAAUCUGUAAGAGAGCGACUCGCCCGAUGCUUGGAUUUUAGUAAGGAUGGACUGUUGUAUGAAAUAACGAAGCAGGUUCCAAGUUUCUGUCAUGAUCUUAUCGGCUCACUCUUCAGUAAGCCCAUGUUGGGUUAUUGUACUCGAUGUGGACCAGAAAAGCUGGUCGAAGUGGUUCCUCUGCAUUGUGGAUGCAAAAAUUGUGAAGGAUUUGCAUCAACGUUGGCAGAGCAGCGUUCCCUCUGA